AUGGCUGCGUCAGAGAGUGGAGGAGAGACGGUGGGAGUCGCGGUUCCACCCCUGCAACUGGGCGCCACACGAAUGUCAACAACGCCACUGUUGCCUGCAGAGGGCACCAGCGUCCUCGCGAACUCGCCACCCACAACUCCGAUGGCGCCUAAGGAGGAGAAUCCAGCAAACAUCACUCUGAUGGCCUCUGUCACCACAACUACCAGCGUGCCGACGGAGAGCCGCACAGUAGCCGGUGACUUGACUCCCAGCACUCUCGACUCCACAAACCAGAUUUCCCAGCAUCCAAUGUCCCCUGUCGCUGACAGUCGUGGUGUACCAACCGCCGUUACUGAAGUAAUAGCAACGGGAAAUGUCACGGCGGACAUAACUUCCCUUGCGCCCGAAACGACGCCUAGUGCUUCUACCACGGAGGUGCCAGUAACUGCAAGCGAAAAUAUCGCGCCCGAAGCUCCUCCAACGAGUCCCCCUGGGGUUCUAGAUACUACUUUGUCUGCUGUGUCUGAGGAACUAGUAUUAUCUACAACAAUCCCUGAGAUCUCAGACUCCACAGUGACAGCUGAUGCUAUGGAGUCCAACAUCGCCAUGACCACCAUCGCAACUUCGGUGAGUUCUACGGAAGCUCCUGGUGUGUCGAAUGAUUCCCUUGCCGUGCCGAGGGCUUCAACCCCAACUCCAGGAAAAAAUGGUUCAACUUUGCCGCCGCCAGUUGUGGGCCCUCAGUCCCGUGGCAUUGCGCUCGCCGACAAUUCACUAAACACUACAAAGAGUCCAGAAGGGGUUCAGUCGACCACUCAAAACCUAACCUAUCCGAAGGAAUUUCGACCAGGUAUGCCGGGACACCUCCUUCUGGGGCCUGCUAUGCUACCGGACUGGCGUCUGUACUUAAUUCUGGUUUCUGCCAUCGCCUUGGCAGUAAUCGUUAUACUCCUCAUCGGCUGGAUCCUCACUUGCAUCUGCUUGAGGGUAAGUUCGCGGUUUGCUCAGGGGUUUCUGGCUUUUAAACUUAACUUCAAGUAAUAUUGCAGUAACAUCUGUCUCAGAGAAGGUGUAGACUCCUUAGACAUUUGGUUACGUCUCAAGUUCCUAAUGUUACUGUUACCUGUUCUAGAAUGACAGUCUUAAACUUCUUUUACCACAAACGGACAUAAUUCAAGUUGAUGAAGCCUACUCCUCGCCAUAAGCGUUGAUUUUAACGAGUUAGUAUGCAACUCUUUUCUAACCGGGAAACCUCGGAGUGGAAAGCCUGUAUCCUGAACGGGGUCCAUAUUACCAGGGAUGUAGCAAACCAGUAAGAGGCUGGAUAACUUGUGGUGGCUGCUCCCAAAUCUGCAAUUCAGCUGGAAGAGGCUUUAUCCCCUCUCAUCUGGCUCUGUGCCUAUUUUAUUCAAAUGUCCGCGCAGAAAAAUAAAGCUAUCUAAGAUCUCGUUCGAGGCCAGAUACUUUGGAUGGCGUUAGGUUGACGAGACAUUUCUCUUACAAGUCCACUGAAUUAAAUUGACUGUGGCUGACAGAAAGUGAAACAGUGGGCUUUUCAGAUUGUUAUUAUCGACAAAGACAAGGGAGACUGGAAUGGCCAUUCCCGGUUUAUUGGCCGUCGACAGUCAGUCAUACCCGAACUGCUCGACCUGUUGGUUCGAAGUUCAACGCCUCAAACCACUGAGCCAUGCGCUCGUUGUCCUGUCGGUUUCGAUCAGAAAUGUACAAUGGUAGAGGGGUUUUUCCCUUUUUUGGUCCAAUAUUGGGAUAUGGACCUCCCCCCGUACUACAGGCGGCUUUGCGCUAAACACCAGGGAGGUUAUCUAUUCCCGUGUCGUAACUUAACCCUAACUCAUAACCCUAACACCAACCCCGAUAAUUCUUAUCAUAACACUAGCCCCACCACACCCUCUGGAAUUUGGUGUAUGGCCACCUGAAAGUUAGCAGGCCACAUCAAUGCGCAACAUUUUGUCUCGCCUUAAAUGAGGUACCUCUCUUUCUGAACAAGGGUAUGUGCCCGAGUAUCAGACAAGUACGUCUUCUGUAAUUUUAUCCCAUUUUACCAAUAAUUUCGUACUGAGUGAGCUUGUUGGCAUUCAUGCCAACGCAUAGUAUAUUCCCCAAACCCCGCAAAACUGCGGCCAUGGUAUCGGUUCACUUAUUUCUGUUGGAACCCGUCAGCGAACGCUGCCCUUCUUAACUUCACUGAUAUCGUCAUCCCUGGAAAGUGAGGCUCUCGAAGGGCGUUCGCGAGGUGCCAUCAGGAAGGUCUCUGGGCUUAAAAUACGGCCCAGUUUAGAUUGUUGGCUACGCAAAACGAGACAUUCACGUGAUAUAUGUCACAGGGAACGACAGUGUGGUAAUUCCUACAACCAGCUGCGUUAAAGAGUUGACUAUCCGCACGAAAACGCAUAACAGACUGUACACAUUCGUGAUUGGGGGGAUGUGUCCAAUUUUCAGUACACAAAUCUGACACUUGAAGACGACGGAGAGGCUUAACUGCUUACGUACCUAGUUGUCCUAAACGAAACGGACAAACCAAUCAGUACUUGAGGUCGUGUCUAACCUCACCCUUGAUUACAAUGAAACGGUCUGCGUAAAGGGGGAAAAAGUCCCAUUUUUGGAAAAUCCUGUGGAUUUCGGCGAGUGGAUGUAAAAUUCUGGUCUCUGAAGAUGAAGAUGCGAUCACCGGAACAAGAAAUUUAUUUGCCCGACGUUUCGGAUCCUUACUCGAAUCCAUCAUCAGAGACAUUAGCAGAUAAAGGUGAUUGUGGCACCAGGAGUGCAGUAUUUAUAGCACGUGGCUGCCGUGGGACCGCAUGCGCACUGCAAUUAACAGUUCUCGUAAUCACCACUGGGGCCGUAAUUGAUGCGGUGGUGGCUUGUUGGUCCGAGUCCGAGUCGGUAAUUGCCGCGAUUUCGUCAUCCGUGCUGGAUGCUGGUGUGACGAUUGCUCAGCAAACUGGCUCACUUCCACCGGGAUAAUUGCUCAACCGCGCCCUCCCCACGUGACUGAUUCUCCUGCCCAGAGAAAAUCGCAGUACGCUAUAGGGUACCGGAAGGUCAUUGUGCUUGUUGAUGGAUUGCGGGCCUGAGAACCAUGACUCGAGCAGCUCGCGGCUCACGCGGUUGUCACCCCUUGCGAGAAUUUCGGCCUCUUGAAAUUUGAAAAUAUGGCCGGGUCCCGUCGAGUGUGCCGCCACUUGAGAGUUCGCGUCUCCCCGCCUCACUGCUGCUGCGUGCUUGGCAAUACGCGUACGGAGUAAUCUCCCAGUUUCUCCGACAUAAUUGCUUUGUCCGCAACUACACCAGAUCCGGUAAACGACUCCAGACGUUUCCUGCCGUGGCAGCGGGUCUUUUGGCCUCAUGACUUGGCGCCUAAUGGUUGCUUCCGGCCUGUGUGCAACCCCAACUCCAAGGGGAGUGAGAAGACGACUGACGGCUUCCGAGACGUUCUUCACGUACGGAAGAGCUCUCCAAAAUUUGGGUCCGGUUGGUUCCGGUUCGCUUCUAUCAGCAUUCUGGUCUCUGUCUGUCAGGUUUCAUAAGAUGCGAACUUUCAAGUGAUAUCCACCGGGCCUCAUCCAAUCAGAUUUGAGACAGACCAUUAUCCGUUGUGCGCUGUUGGAAUGACUAGUUUCCUUCCUUGGAAAGACUGAAAUACCACCACCACCACCACCACCACCACCACCACCACCACCACCACCAGCUCCCUGACGUUCGUGUUUACAUGAAUUCUACUUACUUUUGUUGGAUGGACGUCUGCAUUUGGUUAGAAACCUCGGAAACGAUUCGUUGUGCGGUACGUUGGCCAUGUUCAUUUCCAUGGACUACAAUGGUACAGUCGAUCUUUGCCUAUCUAGGCCGGAGCUGUCAACACUGAACCCCAUAAAGCUGCAGAAAAAGGAACUGGGUUUACUUAUGUUGGCAUGAUGCAGUAUUAAAUCAUAAUGACGCAUGGUUAUGCGUGCGGAGUUCGCUACUUAAGCUAUCCUCGCCUAGUAGGAAAUGAACAGCUUCUAAAUGUGCCCUUUUAUAUAAUACGUUCUCUUGGAUAUUAUGAACGACGUUCAAUAAUUACAUCAGAGUGGUUUUGUGGCGUUCAUAGGAUACGGUGGGGUCCGGAAGGUGAAAAUCAAUAAUUUUUCGUCUCUUUCAGGCUUUUUAGAUGGCGAUCGAUCUGAGCUCAGGUGGGUAUGGUUGGGGUGGAUUCCGUACUGUUAGUUGCGUAAAGUAUGGGAAAAUGGUUUUGAAAAUUCGUCAAUUUUUCUUGGCCUCCAUAAUUACUGCCACCUCUGCUUGACUAACAAAGUUCUGAUAAUUAAAAUUAAUCGUAUUCUUAGAUGUAUGUGGCAACGGUAUAGAUAUGGACCCCACUUAACUGUAGACUGAAUCGUGCCAUGCAGACAUUAAACAGCCAACAGCAAUUACUUCUCAUGAUUUCAAACCAUUAGUCAAAUUACGUUAUUUUUUGAAGUCUGCUUUUGUUUAUUUUUUUUCUAAUUAAUCCGCUCAUUUGCACUGACAUGCGAAAUUGCCUGGACUUACACCGAAAGUCUUAUCCUACGCUACUGUGCGACAACUGAAAUGAGAGUAGUAAUUAAACAAUAAACAAAAUGCAAAUUUCACAAAAUAAAAGACUUUGAGUUAAGGUGUGAGAACGUGGGGAGAAAUCGUUGUUACCAGUGUAAUUUCUGCAACAGCCAGCAAAUGUAUGCCAAGAUAAGACCUCAUACGACACGAUCCGCAGUCUACUGACAGUUAACUGGGGUCCUUCUCUAUACCGUUGCCGUGCUUUUAAGAUUAUCGCAUCGGUGACAUUUUAGACGCUUUAAUGAAAAUGCUGAAUACCGGACUUCAGUGGCCGGAAGUCGAUAAAUCUCCGCUCGAGCAUGCACGACGGCAGUCCGACCGUUCCAGGUGACUCUGGCAAACGCCAGUUGGUAUGAAGUUUGACGCAGUGUCCGGCGCAACGCGAAACCGCGUUCUACCGUGUACAGCACGCGGCGAUCUAGCACAUACACACCCAAAGUACGCCUUUAGUUUGGAGUAAACAAAUACCUAAGUCGAACCAUCCCUAAACGACACAUGCAAAAGUGCAGAUAUCAUAACUAAUAGGAGCGAAGAGACGAGUCUCAGGACGCAGUCUUGACGAAGGAGACACGAUCGCUGGGACAAGAUCUUUAUUAGCCUGACGUUUCGGAUCCCUGCUCGAACCCACCACCAGAUACAACAGCAGAUACGGGUGAUUCACGCACAAGGGGCUGCAGUAUUUGUAGGAUGCAGUUGCCAUGCUACCGCAUACCUAUGAACAUUCACGGCUCCCCCCUUCAUCCGGGAUCGUUGCCCAUGGCGUGAUGGCCGACAUUCGCGUCGUUAAUUGCUGAAAUUUCAUCGAGUGCGUUGGAUGUUGGUGUGAUGAUUGCUCGACCAUCUGGCGCACCGACCCCGGUGUUGGGAAAAGUGUUCACCCGUGCGCUGCGCGCGUGGCUAACUACUCCGCCUAGACGAAGUGUCAGCACAGAGUAUGGAAGGCGAAGCGCAUUGCCCUUGUUAAUGGAGUGGGGGCCAGUAAAAUAUGAUUCCAGUAGCGCCCGGCUCACGCGGUUGUCACCUCUUGCGAGAAUUUCGGCCUCGUCGAAUUUGAAUGUGUGGCCGGAACCCGUCGAAUGAGCCGCAACUUGAGAGCUGGUGUCAUUUAUCCACACUGAUGCAGCGUGUUCGGCCAUUCUCGUUCGGGGCUGUCUUCCGGUUUCUCCGACGUAGUUGCUUUGAUCGCAACUGCACCAGAUUCGAUAAAUGACUCCAGACGUUUCCAGCCUUGGCAGUGGGUCUUUCGGUUUCAUUACCAGACGCCUGAUGGUUGCCUCCGGUCCCGUUAGAAACCUCAAUUUUAAGCGGGAGUACAGUUGAUUGAGGCUGUCAUCAGUUGGGACGGAGAUGACAUUUUAUCCGUUGUUGACUACAAUACCCAUCGUGGGACCCGUGAAGGUGGGCUCAGCAAAUUAGUUUAUUCAAAAGACAAUUUGGCGAGCAUACGUAAGCCUUCGAUAAAUUCUCAUCACUCCUAUACAUUUAUAUUGCUUUCGAAAUGAUUAAAAGGAAAAUGCGGGCAAGCAGAAGUUUUUCUGUAGCUGGGGUUUGGGAAGAGAGUCUGGGGGGGUGGGAUGAAAACCACAAUUACUGUCAGUGUCAGCUACAGAAAAAAUUCAGCUUGCCCGCAUUUUCCUUUUAAUCAUUUCGACAACAAUAUAAAUGUAUAGGCCUGAUGGGAAUUUAUCGAAAGCUUACGUAUGCUCGCUAAAUUGUCUUUUGAAUUCUUUUAUGGAAUUUUCGGAUCUCUAAAAGAAUUAAUUUAUAGUUACAGUAGGCUUGUACUGCUCCUCCCACACACGCCCGAGUCCGAUGUUAUACCCGAGUCAUGAAGACCGUCACCGGGAUCGACGCAAUGGUUGAUAAGGCUAAACACCCCAUCUACGCGUGUCUGGCUCUCUCGCGUUGGACCAGGUUCCUACAGAAACAAGAAAAGGGAGAAUCUGAGCCCAGAUAAGUGAGACUGCAAUGGAGGCCACAUGAAGAAGGAGCGAUGGCAGCUUGAUUCUCCGUCCUGAGGGGGUCGAAUCAUCCCGUAGGCUGCCAGCCUUCCAAACAAAGGGCUUGUAAUCCACUCUGAUGGUUUAAAAGUAUGUAGCGCAAGUACACUUAGGGCAAAAUGCAGUUUUAUUUGACAAACAAUCGAUUUCUACCACUAAAGCAGGGAAAUACGCAUGAACGGUGGUCCAAUGUGAAAAAACCGUUGUUAGUUACUGCAUAGUUGCCAUCAAUGCCAUUGAGCCAGAGUUUUUGCGAACAUAUGCAGGAAUUGGCACAAAUUUUUACCCCGCUUUAAUCGACUACGAUUGCCGAACUCGGAAACUGUCCAAAGUAUGUGGCGUACUCUAUUGAGGGCCUAACUUAAAUCAUUUUUAAAAGUUAAAUUUUGUUUUUAUUCUCUAGGAUACUUGCGUGGUUUGCAACACAUGACUAUUUCACCUGUCAGCGGGGAGGGCAAAGGUCUCCGAGUAAAGUGCAACACCCUUCCGAAGUCCAAGUGUGCACAUCACGCGCAGAUGUGGUUUGCUAGCUGCCGAGCAGGGAACAUCGGCACUCAAUUCUUUCAUAUGCUUUUUUUUCAGCGCAAGUACCAGAGGAAAACGAAGAAACUCCUUCUGAGCAGUGUUGGCCGGAUGCCCUCGUUUCGAAACACGGACUCCGGCCGACAGUAUCCCCUGACGGCAUGGCCCGCAGAUGUGCACUCAGCGGGCAGCGGUGAGGAUUCUGUUCAGCACUUUGUGGUAGGUGCCAAGUUCAAGCUUCACAAAUUUGGAAGACGGAUUGCCCCUUAGUCAGGCUACCCGGCGCGUCCACAGUCCUCAGCGAAGGUGUUAGCUGUUGCAUAAAUAGGCUCUUGCGUCUGGCGAGCAAGCAAUGGCGGUUCGAUAUGCUGCCGCGGCGCGGAGGGUCGACGUCUGGCUCAUCGACUGGCCUCUAAAAUGUCGCAAAGCCCGAUGACGUCACAGGGACAUGGCGACAGUGAAUGGGUUUGCUUGCCAGCGCUGCCUUUUGGUCAGAUCCCUCGUAGAGGAGACAAUCCCGAACAGACAAUCCAAGAGGCCCUUGCGGAGCCGAUUGCAUUGAAGAAACGCGCGUUCACCGGACAAGUAGUGGGAAGAGCUCGUCGCACAUACUCAGGGAGUAUCGACUAAAAUUAUAGAUUAGUCCAAAUCCAACUAGUCGUUUGUGCAGAAAUGAGAGAUGUCACUGCUGAACCAGCGUCAAACGCCCUCGAAUGAAACUUGCCAGAAUCUUUGAAAGGUGCCUAUCCGCGAACACUCCAUGCACUUGACUCUCAAAACCCAACGACCCCUGCCACUGCAGCGGAGAUUUCGAUGGACUAGGGAUCGGAUCACGCAUAGAGGCUAGUGUUCGGACUAUAGCAUGUAAACUCUGGUAAUUUCAAGGGCUUACGGGCCAGCCACUCGCUCCGUAGACUUAAAGUCUAUUUUAUACGGCAUUUCGACUUACCUUGACGCCCACGGGGAUUUUAGGGGAGCGUUAACUUGACUUAAGUCUAGGCGGAGCAGCUGAUGCUUCAGUUGGGUUCCUUUGCUGCCAGGAGCUGUAAAGUGAAAGUUACUGCCCUGGAGGAUGGGCAAAGCGUUCUAACAUUUAGCAGAAAGUUAAGGACUAGCCCAGCCAGCUACGCUAGAAAUAGAAUACGCUGUUUUUUGCUGAACGCACUGACCACUGGCAUCUCUUCUGGCCUUCAAUUUCCAUCCCGUAGAGUGGUUUCCUCUCUGUUGGGGCACAUUUUAAAAUCACCGAAAGUUGGCACAAUGUGUGCUGUCUAGGAGUACUUCAAGAAGUAAAAGCAAUCUUAAACGGCAAAAUAUAUCCUACGUAAAACGAUCGUGCAGUUCUUUUUGGCGAUGGUGAUGAGGAUGAUGAUGACGAGGCAACAAGAAAUUUCCAGUCGUGAAUACGACAAAACUGUCCGUCUGCGAAUACAACCUUUUGGCGGGUAUUGGUUGGAGUUCCGCCCGACCUCGUCGUAGCGUGCGCUUCUAAGUGCAGGUAAGGGCAGCGGAUUUCAGUAAACCAGACAGCAUCAGCAGCGGCCUGUUUCCACAUCCAUUUACGCACGGAAGUCGAUGUUCAGUUGCCGUGACGUGUAACCGCGCACCAGAAAAUCCAUUCAACCCGCCUUAGAGACCGUCAGGCGCCCUGUCGGUGAGACCCACGCUGCAAAACACAUAGUAAAUAUACGCCGACUGGUAAGGUAGGAAAUGGAGGGGGUGGGGCUUUCAGUCAGUGCCAAGACUGUUCGUUUUCUAGUUAGUAACGUGAAGUUCGGAGUCGGCAACGCGAGCAUCCUGACGUUAACCACCCACUUCGUUCAUACGUACUACAGGUGGGCUAACUCAUGAAAGUUCGGAGUCGGCAACGGGAGCAUGCUAACGACAGCGUCGUCAGAAAUAAUGUAAACCACGGAAUCCUGAAAUGAGUUUUCGUUUCAAAAAGAUUAAUUAAGUAGCGUUGUAAAACUAGUCAGCCUGCAACAUAAUUCUAUAAUAUUUCCGUUGCCUCAGGAUGUCGGCUUUGGAAUGAGCCCCCUUCCGGCUGCAUGCACAAACAACACUCUACAAAAAAGACUGCUUAAGUAGCAUGAAUUUUUCUCAUUGAUUCUCGAUGCCCCUAAACGUCCAAUUAUAUUUCAUGGAAAUUAUGCAACCACAUAAACCGACGUCGCUGCCCUCCUAAAUGCUGCAAAUCAGGCACAUCCGUCGAUCAAAUUCACGUUGGAGAUGGAGUCGGCUGGUUCGCUUCCUUUCUUAGAUGUCCUUCUAAACAGGAGAUCUGACGGUAGAAUCCGAAGGAGUGUCUAUCGAAAGAAAACCUGGUCUGGACAAUACACGAACUUCGCUAGUUUCGUACCUCUCAAACAAAAACGGAAUCUAGUCAGGUGUUUGGCACAAAGGGCUAGAAAAAUUUGUUCGACAGAUAGUAUCGAGGAGGAACUUAAAAAAAUCCAGGACUUGCUUCCCGAAAAUGGGUAACCUGACAGGUUCAUUGCAAAGAACCUUGCCGAACGACCUGCAAAACCCACCACACUAACCGCCGAAAAGAAAACGUUGUUCCUCAAAGUCCCCUUCCAAAGAGACGCUGCAGGUAAACUCCUAAGAAGACGCCUUGACCAAGCUGUCUCGGGAACCUUCCCAGCAGCAAGGGUUCGCAUAUCAUUCUCCACUAACCCUAUUCUACACGGAGAAGGCAAGGAUAGGCUGCCACCUCAGACCGCCUCAAUGUGCAUCUACUCAUUCACUUGCUCCUGUGGAGCAGGUUAUAUUGGUCGUACGAGUCGGCGCCUUUCCAAAAGAAUACGAGAGCACCUUCCCGCAUGGCUGGCAAAGGGUGAAACUAGGAGAAUAGACAGCGCCAUCCUUGCGCAUGCAGUGGACUCAGGGCAUCGUGUGGACCCCACUGAAGCAUUUCGUGUGAUUUACAAGGUCCCCUCGAGCUACCCUAAGCUACUGGGCCAGCGCCUGUUAGCAACAGCAGAAGCGGCCGCCAUAAGGUUACGAACACCGACCCUAUGCGCACAAAAGAACCUUGUUCAGGCUCCGCGCUUACCGUGGUCAAAGGUUGACUAACCACAUACAACUUUCGGCGCCCUGCCGCUCUUGCCGAGCCUGUAAUUUAAAAACUAACUUUUAUCGAUUUUUGUUUCACUCACUGUACCCCGCCCUAUGUAACUGUAUUGGCCUGAUGAGAAUUUACCGAAAGGAACGUUCACUCGCCACUUUCUCUUCUAAAUAUUCAUUUGUCCGCUCAUUUGGUAGAAAAUUACGUCUUGUUUCAAUUUUAUACUCGAAGGAGGGAUUUAAUUCGACUUCAAAAAGGUUUCCAAUUGUGAGAUUUUUUAAUACCAUGAAAUGGCAUUUCAUAAAUCGUCAUGUCUCUGCAUUUACCAAUGUGGCUUGUAAAGUUAACAAUAUGGAUCAAAUCCACCGCAAAGUUUUAUGAACACUAUACAGCCCCCUUCAUUACCGUAGACAAAUGCGCGAAUUCAGCACGCGGAAAAUAUACAGCUUAUAGUCUGGAAACUCCGAAUCCACGAGUAACGGUAGAGCGGGUUCAAAAUUAUUCGGGAAUUGGAAAAGUUUUUGAAAACCGAAUAUUGUCCCUCCUUCGAGUAUAAAAUUGGAAGAAGACGUAAUUUUCCACCGAAUGAGCAAAAGGAUGAUUAUUUUUAUGCAUGUUUCCAUGAAAUAUAAUUGGAUUUUUAAGAGCAUCGAAAAUCAAUGAGAAAAAUUUAUGCCACACAAGUAGGCAUUUUUUGCAGAGUGCUAUUUGUGCAUGCAGCCGGAAGGAAGUUCAUUCGAAAGCUGGCAUCCUGCGGUAACUGAAAUAUUAUAGAAUUAUGUUGCAGGCUGACUAGUUUCAGAACGCUUCUUAAUAAAUCUUUUCGAAACGAAAAGGCAUUUCGGAAUUUCGGUUGACAUUUCAUGAGUUACGCACGUACGUAAAUGCGAAAAACCCACUUGCUGACAACUGGGGGCCGAAUAUUCUUUAGACACGCCCCCCCUCCCCUGGGGAUCUGUCCUACGCAACACCAGCUCACCAGAUGCCUGUAAACAAAGUGUUUGAGAGCACACGUCAAGAGCCGUCUGAUAGCAGCCUUCAAAGUUGCCGUCUCGGAGGAUUCUCUAUGAGGAAUAACAUCCACAUACCUUUAUCCUAACUAGGGUGAUACUAAGCCGCCCAAAGGCACCCCCUCGGUGCCUCGAACGGGCGGUUAUGCUUCGGUGCAGAAGAACAAGCACAGCGAGCCUGGUAGCUACGUUGCGAACUCUCACACCACCUCCACGCCGAUAAUGCAGAGGCAGAACAACCAAUCAGAGCAGGGCUGGCAACCGCCGCCGCCGCUGUCAGGCCAGGCGCCACAGGAUCAGCAGAACCAGUCCUACCAUACCCUGUCGUCCUUCCAACCCGCGGGGGGUGGAGGUAGUGCCUGGUCAGACUACGAUCUGUCACUUGGACGACGCGACCUCCGCACCGCGACGGCGGCAGAGGAGAGUGGACCUGUGGCCAGUAGCCUGAGAAUGCAUCCGAACGUGCACAGGGGUCUGCUGGCAGAAAUGAACGCCGGCGUGCGACUUCAUCCCGUGGCCCCACAGCCUCCGAAUCAUAUCUGA
Messenger RNA from Spirometra erinaceieuropaei, 11714 nucleotides. The record is from the annotation of a GenBank genome assembly. NCBI's taxonomy places the organism in Eukaryota, Metazoa, Platyhelminthes, Cestoda, Diphyllobothriidea, Diphyllobothriidae.